Messenger RNA from Beta vulgaris subsp. vulgaris (sugar beet), 600 nucleotides. RefSeq lists its product as uncharacterized. The coding region runs from base 1 to 600 and encodes 199 amino acids. Lineage: Eukaryota; Viridiplantae; Streptophyta; Magnoliopsida; Caryophyllales; Amaranthaceae. The transcript has 2 exons. The record is from RefSeq and is a predicted model, not a curated record.
AUGAAUCAAAUUGGUACAUUGCAACGUCCUGGAGAUACUAGAUGGAGUUCACAUUUUAAAUCAAUUUGCAGUUUACUAAGAAUGUUCAAUGCGACACGUACAGUACUUGAGAAAAUAGCCAUUGAUCGUCGAGCCACAUAUUCACAACGAGGGGAUGCUAAUUAUGCUCUUAAAAAAUUAUUAGCAUUUGAUUUUGUAUUCAUUUUGCAUAUGAUGCAAGAACUCAUGGCGUUCACAGAUUUACUUUGUCGAGCCUUACAACAAAAAUCACAAGAUAUUUUGCAUGCUAUGGAUUUACUUGUUGAUACAAAAUCCUCAAUUCAAGAUCUCAGAGAUGAAGAUAUGCAAGCUAGUUAUUCUGAUUUAAUACGAUCUCGACGUAACAAAGAUAACAUAUCAGUGGAGCAUCAUUAUAAAAUUGAUGUGUUUACAACUACUAUGGAUCAGCAAUUGCAGGAACUAAAUAGUCGUUUCAGUGAGAAAACAACAGAGCUUCUUGUCUUAAGUGCAUCUUUGAAUCCUAACAAGGGAUAUAAGAACUUCAAUGUGGAUAACAUUUGCCGUCUUGCAGAAAAGUACUAUCCAUGUAGACUUUUCUAA